Molecule: messenger RNA, 6005 nt
Organism: Saimiri boliviensis boliviensis (Bolivian squirrel monkey)
Lineage: Eukaryota; Metazoa; Chordata; Mammalia; Primates; Cebidae
Gene: DPY19L3
Product: dpy-19 like C-mannosyltransferase 3
Cellular component (GO): nuclear inner membrane
Molecular function (GO): mannosyltransferase activity
Source: RefSeq, a predicted model, not a curated record
UCCCCGGCGCGCCCCCUCCCCGGGACUGUCGACGCCCCCCAGUCCCUCAUUUCCACAAAGCUCUGCGGCUGCCCUGCCCUCCCAGUCCCUGCGGCGCCCUGCUGUCCGUGGCGCGGUCCCGCCCCCGCCUUGCCCGGCCGGCCUCCUUCCCCUCCCGGAGCAGCGCGUGAGGACGGCUGAGGCCGCAGGAGUGAUUGGGAGAACAAUGCAUGUAAGUCUGACAUCAUGAUGUCCAUCCGGCAAAGAAGAGAAAUAAAAGCCACAGAAGUUUCUGAGGACUUUCCAGCCCAAGAAGAAAAUGUGAAGUUGGAAAAUAAAUUGCCAUCUGGUUGUACCACUAGAAGAUUAUGGAAGAUUCUGUCAUUGACGAUUGGUGGAACUAUUGCCCUUUGCAUUGGACUUCUUACAUCUGUCUACCUUGCCACGUUACAUGAAAAUGAUUUAUGGUUUUCUAAUAUUAAGGAAGUGGAGCGAGAAAUCUCAUUCAGAACAGAGUGUGGCCUGUAUUACUCCUACUACAAGCAGAUGUUGCAGGCUCCAACCCUCGUGCAAGGUUUUCGUGGUCUAAUAUAUGAUAAUAAAACUGAAUCUAUGAAGACAAUUAACCUCCUUCAGCGAAUGAAUAUUUACCAAGAGGUUUUUCUCAGUAUUUUAUAUAGAGUUCUACCCAUACAGAAAUAUUUAGAGCCAGUUUAUUUUUAUAUUUACACCUUAUUUGGGCUCCAGGCGAUCUAUGUCACAGCUCUCUACAUAACCAGCUGGCUCCUUAGUGGUACGUGGCUGUCAGGACUACUGGCAGCUUUCUGGUAUGUCACAAAUAGAAUAGAUACCACAAGAGUUGAGUUCACCAUCCCACUGAGAGAGAACUGGGCGCUGCCAUUCUUUGCAAUUCAGAUAGCAGCAAUUACGUAUUUCCUGAGACCAAACUUACAGCCUCUUUCUGAAAGGCUGACACUUCUUGCCAUUUUCAUAUCAACUUUUCUCUUUAGCCUGACAUGGCAAUUUAAUCAAUUUAUGAUGCUGAUGCAAGCAUUAGUGCUGUUCACACUGGACUCCCUGGACAUGCUGCCAGCAGUGAAGGCAACAUGGCUCUAUGGAAUACAGAUAACAAGUUUACUCCUGGUCUGCAUUGUUCAGUUUUUUAAUUCCAUGAUUCUUGGAUCGCUGCUCAUCAGUUUUAACCUUUCAGUAUUAAUUGCAAGAAAACUUCAGAAAAAUCUGAAAACUGGAAGCUUCCUUAAUAGGCUUGGGAAACUUUUGUUACAUUUAUUUAUGGUUUUAUGUUUGACACUUUUUCUCAACAACAUAAUUAAGAAAAUUCUUAACCUGAAGUCAGAUGAACACAUAUUUAAAUUUCUGAAGGCAAAAUUUGGGCUUGGAGCAACAAGGGAUUUUGAUGCAAAUCUCUAUCUGUGUGAAGAAGCUUUUGGCCUCUUGCCUUUUAAUACAUUCGGAAGGCUUUCAGAUACUCUGCUUUUUUAUGCUUACAUAUUUGUUCUGUCCAUCACAGUGAUAGUAGCUUUAGUUGUUGCCUUUCAUAAACUCAGUGAUUCUACAAAUCAACAAUCCAUGGGUAAAAUGGAAAAAGGUACUGUUGACCUGAAACCAGAAACUGCCUACAACUUAAUACAUACCAUUCUGUUUGGAUUCUUGGCAUUGAGUACAAUGAGAAUGAAAUACCUAUGGACGUCACACAUGUGUGUGUUCGCAUCAUUCGGCCUGUGUAGCCCCGAAAUAUGGGAGUUACUUCUGAAGUCAGUCCGUCUUUAUAAGCCAAAGAGGAUAUGUAUAAUGCGAUAUUCAGUACCGAUAUUAAUUCUGCUGUAUCUGUGCUAUAAGUUCUGGCCAGGAAUGAUGGAUGAACUCUCCGAGUUGAGAGAAUUCUAUGAUCCAGAUACAGUGGAGCUGAUGAACUGGAUUAACUCUAACACUCCAAGAAAGGCUGUGUUUGCUGGAAGCAUGCAGUUGCUGGCUGGAGUCAAGCUGUGCACAGGAAGGACCCUAACCAAUCACCCACACUACGAAGACAGCAGCCUGAGAGAGCGGACCAGAGCGGUUUAUCAGAUAUAUGCCAAGAGGGCACCAGAGGAAGUGCAUGCCCUCCUGAGGUCCUUCGGCACCGACUACGUAAUCCUGGAAGACAGCAUCUGCUACGAGAGGAGGCAUCGCCGGGGCUGCCGACUCCGGGACCUGCUGGACAUCGCCAAUGGCCACAUGAUGGAUGGCCCAGGAGAGAAUGAUCCUGAUUUGAAACCUGCAGACCACCCUCGCUUCUGUGAAGAGAUCAAAAGAAACCUGCCUCCCUACAUGGCCCACUUCACUAGAGUGUUCCAGAACAAAACCUUCCACGUUUACAAGCUGUCCAGAAACAAGUAGCGCAGAUUUCUGCCCAGUGUCUAUUUUUGAUACAGUGAAACUGCAUCCUGAUGAAACUCGGUAGAUGACAUUUUCUGUGUAAGUAGGUAGCCCGAGACUUCAAGCUGUGAUAGGAGUUAAGUUCUACAGAUGUUUACACAAGCGUUGCCGUCUUUGAAAGCAUCUUCUACAAGCAGAAGUCUUUUUUGUUGUGUCUUUCUCAUUAAUGUUCUUUAGCCUAAAUGUUCACAGCUUUCUAAGAGUGACCUAGAAUGAUGUUGUUGGAAAGAAUGAUGUGUAUUCCCGUGGAUACCUGGAUAGGCACAUAUCACGUUGGAAGAUGGGCACCUGCUCAGGAUUUGAAAUACUUUUAAUUUUCAGGUGACUUAGGUCAGCUAUGAUUGAAUCAACUAGACAGGAUGAUUGACUUAUUUAAUGAUUCCUCUGGUGAAGACCAACUGUUUUUAAAAAGCUGUUUAUUGUCCUGUUUUACCUUAAAAUGUUAUAAUAGUUUCCAAUUGUUAUGCUUUUAACAUUAGCAAAAAAAAAAAAAAUCAUGUUAGGUCUUUGUAUCAAACAUUUUGUUACAUACUGAAAUGUAACGUGGAGUACUUCAGCGGUAUGUAUCGUGUAUUUGUGUGUGUGUGUGUGUGUGUGUGUGUGUGUGUAUGUAUGUGUUAAUGCUGGGCACAGAAAAGUAUUACAGGUUCCAUAUUGUAAGUCCUUAAAGGGGCAGAAAUGUAUGUAGCCAAGAAGUAUUCAUUAAGUUUAGUGUUACUAUUUUAAAACCUACUAAUAAUCUUUAACCUCUCCUAUUUUGCUUUCUUACUCAUUUCAAUUUAUUGGGUUUGCAAAAUUUUGUAAACUUCUUGUGUUUUUAGCCUUUGUAUUUUUUACAGCCUAGAGCCUUGCAAAGUCUGAAUAUUUUUUAAAUGUUAUAUCUUAACUGGUUCACUAAUACGGUAUUUUUAGCAGACAGCAUUUCAGACAGCAUUUUCAUACCAAGUUUGACUUGUGGUCUCCAAUCUUACUGGGAGGGCCCUGGUGUAACUCUUUUCCUUACUAAAAGUGCCUCUAAGUCAUGCUUAUUUGUAAACAACAAAGAAGAGUAUAUGUACCUGCUCAAAAUUUGUUUGAUAAUUACGUAUAUAAUUAAUUUCCAAUGAUGAGGAUGUGUAAAAGUUGCUAGGAAGAACAUAUUAUGCAUUUAAUUAAAUCAAGAUGGCUAAUGGAAUUAACUUUCCUCCCGUGUUCUUGCCAGGUGGAAAUGAUUUAAGCAUUUCUCCUUGCAUUUGUAUUGAAGUAAAUUACCAUAGGCAUCAAGAUGGCUGCGCCACGUUUUCAAAUGCUUUUAUAUUCAGUUAUUAUUAAGCAGCAUUCAAAAAAAAUUUUACACUGUCAAGGUUGGACACAAGCAGACUCAGCUUUUAUCAAAACUUGUUUAAAUAAAAAAUUGACAGUAGCUAGGUUAUUAAAUUAUGCAACUGAAACUCCUGAAUUAUACCUUACUGUAUCCCUUAGUAAGAUUGGAGACCACUGCAGGAUAAUACAGUAUAAAAUAGGAUAAUACAAUAAUAAAACAUUUUAUUCAGUACUGAAACUUUAAUUAAGCCAAUAAUGAUGCAUACCUGUUGUAGCUGACAGCAUGGGUCAGUACAUCCUUCAGCGAGUGCCUUACUCUAAUUGAAACCAAGCACAUGUAAGGUACAAUAUGUUAGACGGUGGUUUUGUUUUGAAAAUUCUGUGUUACAGCUAUAUUUAGAUUUAUUUUAAAUAUUCCUAUGUGUAUUCAUCUAAGCACUUGGGCAUUUGGAGUCUCAGUACACAAGAAGCAUGUACUUAAAUUUUUAUGCUUAUCACCACGAUGAUGGCAUACAGUGAUUUUUUUUUUCAUAGUUUAGGUGUCAUUAUUGCCAGCACCUUUAGUGCUCAGUCUUUAGUGAAAAAUACAAAGUGCCAAAAAAACUUGCAAGACCGAAUCCAUACUUAACACUCUGUCCAAGACACUGUGACCAUGUAAAGUAGAAGUUUUUAUGUCCUGACGACCAAAUCACUCAACGAAUCAUGUUAUGAGUCAAGAUUUUUAGCACUCGUCAGUAUUCUCUGGUGUGACCUUCUCAUCAGAGUGCACAGAAGGAAAGCAAGGAAGAGCAUCUGACUUCUGGCUCUGGCUUACAGCCUCUCCCCUAGACCGAAGCAAGAGGCCCACAGCUGCAGCUCCCUGCCACUCAGACCUGAUUGGGGAGAGCCUCCAAGAAUGGCUCUGUUUGCUAUUGAUGGAAACCCCACCUGAUUUUGCUUCUGAGUCAGCAGUCAGAAGACUCUCCAAGUACAAUUGAAGUGCUCUUACGGACUCUGCCUACGUGACUCCCGGGCCCUGGAGUCUCCGUCUCUCUCGUGAGCCACCCGCCCUGGCACAGCUGGAGGCUGCUCUCUGGUGUUCUCAGUGCCCUGGCUCCCUCCCUUGAGCUGUGCGCCCGUCCCAGACUUCUCUGUGCAAGUUCUACUUCCUCUUGUAAGUACACAACUCGAUUCUAAGUAUUUACAUACACACAACAUACGGCUGUGAAAGAAAGAGCUCUUUCUGCACAAAUUAAGCUGAAUGCUUUGGUAAGAAGUGGUAAAGGUUGAGUUGCCAAUAAAAAUUGUUUUUAAAUUAGGUGCGGCUGGGAAAAUUAUAAGAUACUGGGGAAAAUAUACAAAUCAAGAACAUUUCUGAGCUUAGAUUGCUUCAUAGAUUUAUUUAAGUACUCAUCCUACCCUUACAGACUCUAAACUGAGAAGAAGGUACCCAGAUCAUGUUAUUGGUGUGAUUUAUGUGAGAAGUAGGACUAUAGUCAUUGGACCCUUAGGCAAAGGAAAACCGUGUCUUUGUAUCAGAGGAUUAGCAAAUGAAUGCACAGUUACACAGUUUAGGUUAUGAUUCCCUACUUUAACUGGCUUGCUUUAUUAAAUGGCUAACUACUGAUACUGAUCACAAUAGUUAUUAGAGAUUCUAAUGUAUUCGGAAGGUUCUAAUCACUUUUAUUAACAGGCAUUUGAAAAAUAGGGAUUAAUUUCAAAUAUAUUAGCUAGGAGCAUAAUUAGAUAUUACCCAGGCCAUUGUCAUCCUGUUGGUGAUUUUCCCCACCCUUGCGAGAUCAACGUGACAAGAGAGUGUGUGGGUGUGUGUUUGGGUGUGUGCUUUUGGUUGGGUCCUGCCAGGUGGCAAAGGCAUAUGUAAAUACAUCAUCUCAUCUGCAUCUUUAUUUCACAGUGAACUAAAAGUAAAAAUAUCUAAUCUGAUUUCGUAUUAACUUUGAGAUGUAAAAAUUUGAGUUUAUCUUUGGCCCAAAUCUACCUGAAUUAACAUGCAAAUAUUUGAUUUUUAAAAUGUAAUUCAAAUCGCAAAAUCAGUCAAGUGUUCUCAGACCCUCCCUGUAUUUUAGUUACUAUGUCCCCAAAUGCUUUAUACGUGGCAACCGUUUGGACUAAGAGAGUGUUUAUCUAUCGUUGAAAAAACGCUUUUGAGAUGAGAGAGUGUCUUACUUUCUUGUGGCAAAUGGUUUUCUGUUUUUAACAUCCUUUGGGUACAAUCUUACAAAGAGCUUUUAUAAUUUGUUGUACUGAAUUGUAUGGAGAUUGUAUACUAAGUAAAGCUCUUUUAAAUU